GAAAGGAACUGGAAAGGGUAACAUGCCUUCAAUAUUUUUUAGGAUAUAAUUCAUCACUAGAUUGGCUAGCACUGGACUCGCUGGAUUACCCAUGCAAGCGCCAUCCAUUUGUUGGUAGAUCGACCCAGUCUGCGAAACGGACUGUGACCGAAUUCGCCAACAUUUCACUGCAGUUCCCGCUGCAUACACCGGUGAGGUCGAAUUGCCUGACGUCUUCUCGCGACAGGGAUCGUCUUUACUUCGAAGAAAUUACAUUCGAAGUAGUAAUGGACAUUUACGACAACGAAUCGCCAGAAGGAAUCAUUUUAUCUAUGGGUGGACAAUUACCGAACAAUAUUGCUAUGAAUCUUCACAGACAACAAGCUAGAAUACUUGGAACGUCACCAGAAUCURUAGACGGUGCGGAAAAUCGAUUUAAAUUUUCUCGCAUGUUGGACRGAAUUGGAAUUUMACAACCCAGAUGGAAAGAAUUGACUAAUCUCAAAUCUGCAAUUCAAUUUUGCGAAGACGUUGGUUAUCCUUGCCUAGUACGACCGUCUUAUGUUUUAAGCGGUGCUUCUAUGAAUGUCGCACACUCCAAUCAAGAUCUCGAAUCUUAUUUGAAAAGUGCCAGCGMAGWCAGCAAGGAACAUCCCGUUGUGAUAUCAAAAUUCAUCCUGGAAGCAAAAGAAAUCGACGUGGAUGCUGUAGCGUACGAAGCUUUGAUUCUAUGUAUUGCUGUUUCUGAACACGUSGAAAAUGCUGGUGUACAUUYAAGAGAUGCUACAUUAGUAACACCCCCRCAAGAUAUCAAUGCAAAAACUUUAGCAAAAAUCAAAUCGAUUUCCAAAGCUGUUGCUGCUUCUUUAGGAAUAACUGGUCCCUUUAACAUGCAAUUGAUUGCAAAGAACAAUGAAUUAAAGGUGAUAGAAUGCAACGUACGAGUUUCAAGAUCUUUCCCAUUCGUUUCCAAAACCUUGGAUCACGAUUUUGUCGCAAUGGCAACACGAUUGAUAGUUGGUGAAUCGGUUGAACCUGUAGAUGUUCUAGCUGGGAGUGGAAAAGUUGGUAUUAAAGUACCGCAAUUUUCAUUCUCGCGUCUAGCAGGUGCCGACGUCAUGUUAGUUGUUGAAAUGGUGUCAACAGGAGAAGUUGCUUUCUUCGGAAAAAAUCGUUAYGAAGCGUAUCUCCAAGGAAUGAUGAGUACCGGUUUUCAUAUACCACAAAAAGGGAUCUUAUUAUCAAUAGGAAGUUUUAAACAUAAAUUGGAAUUAUUACCAGCCAUUAACAGUCUGCAUAAGAUGGGUUACAAUUUGUAUGCCAGCAUGGGCACUGCGGACUUUUACAGUGAACACGGAGUCGAGGUGGAACCGGUGCAAUGGACUUUCGAAAACAUCGGCGUUAACGAGGACUCCAGUCCGAGUGAAUUAAGACAUCUUGCUGAUUUCCUUUCGAAAAAACAAUUAGACCUCGUCAUUAAUUUGCCAAUGAGAAAUGGAUGUACUAGACGUGUGUCAAACUUCAUGACACAUGGUUAUCGUACCAGAAGAUUG
This is a messenger RNA of Polistes canadensis, 1532 nucleotides long. Its product is annotated as CAD protein-like. Gene Ontology annotation, biological process: 'de novo' pyrimidine nucleobase biosynthetic process; UTP biosynthetic process; L-citrulline biosynthetic process. Gene Ontology annotation, cellular component: cytoplasm; cytosol. The annotation marks the transcript as partial. Gene Ontology annotation, molecular function: metal ion binding; aspartate carbamoyltransferase activity; ATP binding. The record is from RefSeq and is a predicted model, not a curated record. The transcript has a single exon. NCBI's taxonomy places the organism in Eukaryota, Metazoa, Arthropoda, Insecta, Hymenoptera, Vespidae.